AUGUUUUUAUUUUUUUCCAGUUCUACGGUUAAUGUUCCCUUGGAUUCUUCACGUACGGAUAUUAAACCCUUUCUAGGUCUAGCUUUCAAAUUAGAGGCAAGCAAAUUUGGUCAGCUCACCUACAUGCGAGUUUAUCAAGGCUGUCUAAAUCGCGGAGACACAAUAUGGAAUAUGCGGUCUAACAAAAAGUUUCGCAUCUCUCGCCUCGGCCGUGUAAAUGUGCAGAAUUUUGAAGAUCUCGAAAAAAUUAAUUCUGGUGAUAUUGCAGCCCUGUUCGGUAUUGAAUGCUAUUCGGGCGAUACCCUCGUAGAUCAAGUAUUAAAGAAGGACAACUUGCAUAUGGUAUGCUUCUUUAAAUAA
This is a messenger RNA of Protopolystoma xenopodis, 360 nucleotides long. NCBI's taxonomy places the organism in Eukaryota, Metazoa, Platyhelminthes, Monogenea, Polystomatidea, Polystomatidae. The record is from the annotation of a GenBank genome assembly.